Oppiella nova is the source of this 462-nucleotide messenger RNA. NCBI's taxonomy places the organism in Eukaryota, Metazoa, Arthropoda, Arachnida, Sarcoptiformes, Oppiidae. The record is from the annotation of a GenBank genome assembly.
AUGUUUCUUAAUUGUUUAAAAUCAACCGCCACAUAUGAAUCGGACUCCGUAUCAUGUAAUGCCUUCUCGUAUGUCAGCAAGAAUAGCACCUACACCUCCAAAAAGGAUAAUAAGACCAUUGAGAUCACUGUCCAACUUAAUACCUAUACGGUUACAUUGAACGGAAAUGCUAUAUUUAUGUUGAACGGUAUGAUACAGUCGGGUCCCUGUGCUGGCGGACAUUUGGAUGAACUGACAUUCUCGGUGGCCGAUGACCAAAAUGGGUGUCUGUCCCAGAAGGGCCUGGCUCAGUCCACUCCAGUCUACUCUAUACUCAGAAUAAGUGGCGGCAAAUGCGAGUCGGACUGCUCGGGAGGGGUGACCACUAUGUACUCCCCGCCCAUUAUCAACCACUCCGACGAUAUAUCAUUCAAAGCGUGUUAAUAGUAUCGGUCUAAUCAGUCGUUAACUACUUAUCAAUUG